CUUGGUGAUAAGGUAGAUGAGAAUUGGAAUGAAACCUAUACAGCCACAGACAUGAAAUUACCCUCCAUUUGGCCAACACAUGCAAGGUAGGAACAACGGUAUUGGUAUCUGAAUGCCAAUACAGCCGACCAUGCCUGCAAUAAACUCCUGUAACUCAGCGAUCACAAACGCCUUGGUUAUGAGUGCUGGUUCUUCAACUAAAAUGUUUCCUAAUAUGAGAAUAAACCAUAAUUUGAGAAGAUUAAAGAAUCAGGCAACUCGAAGCAAUCAAUACCAAGGAGUCCAAAUAUGCCGGAUAUGUGGAGAGCUUCCUCAAACAAGGUAUAAACAAAAUACCACUUUGAAACAAUGGAUCUGCUGAUGAUUUUUGUUUGUGAUUUUUCUUGGCAUCCCUUUCUGAUGAUAUAUCCCAUUCUAUAUUUCAUCCUGAUAUUCUCAGAAGCAAUAUUAUCUAAAAUGAAAAUGUGGGAUUUGGAAAUAAACUAAGACUUGUAUACAUUAAUAUUUACUAUUGGAU
This is a messenger RNA of Moneuplotes crassus, 517 nucleotides long. The record is from the annotation of a GenBank genome assembly. Lineage: Eukaryota; Ciliophora; Spirotrichea; Euplotida; Euplotidae.